AAGCCAUGGACUUGUAUCCACCACAGAACUCUUGGAUUUGAUGCGCAAUGCUGAGUCAGCUGCUGAAGUUGAGAAUGGCUGGGACAGUGACAUGUCUGCCAUCUUGCUGCUGCUACAUUUGCUACCACCAUCUGCACAAGGUAGAAAGAGGCCGGGAAAGAUGUCUGCAUAUCAAGCUGUAGAUCAGCUCAUCAGAUUUCAAAAGGUUGGAACCAGUGUGCAGCAGCAUCUUGACAACAUCACCCAAAGCAGUCAGCCCUACCUUCUCGCCCAGGGAUCCACACAGAGCAGCAUUCACUCCUACUUCAUUGUGGUUGACAAGCAUGCUCUUCCAUGCAAGGCAACAGGUUCAGUAGGAGCUUUUGACGAAGUCUUUAAAGCCCAUUACGUAUUUGGUACGUCAUACAGUUCUUCCUUGAGCAGCUUUUUUCACUUUUGUGCAAACAACCAUCUAUAACAUCGACAUGGGGGAAACAAAGGAGACUCCUAGAGUUGCUGAGUUGCGAGCAAGAAUGGUGCGUUAGUUGAGAUAAAACUAUGAAGUGUUUUCUUUGCAAAAGUGACCAUGGAAGUCCAAACAACCUUGUUAAGCACCUUAAGAUAAUUCAUGGGCUAUGUACAGGCAGGACUCUUUUUCUGAAAUGUGGUCAAGAAGGAUGCUCACGUUCUUUUGGUAGCUUUUCUGGUUUUAGAAAACAUCUUAACAAGUGCCACGGAGAAAGUUUAGUAGAUUCUAUAGAAGAUGAUCUUUCAGACCCUCAAAGUACCGUCAACACCAGUAAUAUUUCUCAUGUUGAAGUGUCGACUGAAUGUUUAGAGGCUGAGUCAGAGUUAUCUUCGCCAUACAUUGUAAAUAGUUGUGCAGCUGUUAUUUCUGAUCUAAAGGCAGCAGGUGUUGGUCAAAGUACAGUAAAUACUGUAGUGAUUUCCAUGGAAGAGAUUGUUCAAGAUAUUCAUCAGCAUGCUAAAGAAACAGUGAUAAAGCAUGUAUUUAGUAAUGAAAGAGAAACAGAAAUGUGCAAGAAAGUUGAGGCGUGUUUUGAGGGGUUAGAGAAUCCUUUCACAGUUCUAAAUUCGGAAUACAAGCGAUCAAAAUUUAUGACUGCCAAGUGGGAAAUAGUAGAACCAGUUGAAUGUGUGAUUGGUUCAAGAUUUGACACAAGACUAAAUAAAAAGACUGGAACAUAUGAUCAGGUAGUAGUUCAAGAUAAAUUCAUGUAUAUUCCAAUUUUAUCUACACUGCAGUCAAUAUUUAAAAGUCAGUAUUUUGCAGAAAUGUUGCAAAGCUCAGCUACCAGCAACUCUAGACUGAGAGAUAUUUGUGAUGGAUCUUUUUUUAAAAGUCACCCCCUGUUCUCAACUGAGAAGCAGACAAUACAGGUCCAGAUGUUCUAUGAUGAUUUUGAGGUCGCCAACCCAUUGGGUUCCAAGCGAGGUAUUCAUAAAUUGGGUGGAGUAUAUUUUACUUUAAGAAACUUCUCUCCAAAAUGGAAUUCUUUUUUGGCUAACAUACACCUGUGCGCCUUAUUUCAUACUCAAGAUGUUAAACGAUAUGGUUUUAGUGAAAUUUUUGCUCCCAUUGUUCGAGACAUUAAAGUGUUAGAGAGCGAUGGUAUUGAGAUUCCAUUAUACAGUGGUUAUGUACGUGGCACUGUAGUACAGGUAACAGGUGAUAAUUUGGGUUUGCAUAGUUUGUUUGGUCUGGUGGAGUCUUUCAGUGCAAGGUACUGUUGCAGGUUCUGUUUAGCAGAAAAGGAGGACUUUCAAACAGAAUUCUCUGAAGAUUCUUCCAAAAUAGUUUUACGCACCAAAGAUAUGCAUACUGCUCACUGUCAAGAAAUGGCUUGUAAUCCAUCCCUUCCGUAUGUUUUUGGUGUGAAAAGGUCAUGCAUAUUAAAUUCAUUGAGGUAUUUUCACACAACUGAGAACUUCUCAGUUGAUGUGAUGCAUGAUGUGUUAGAAGGGGUUGGCCAGUACGAAUUGAAGUUAUUAUUUCUGUAUUUGAAUGAAAAACAUGUUACAUCAGGAGAAAUACAUUCAAGAAUACAAAGUUUUGAUUAUGGUUUCACAGAGAGAAAUAACAGGCCUGUGACUGUUAAUUUAAGUGAAGGAUCUAAUGAUCUGGGACUGAAUGCAAUUCAGUCCUGGUGCUUACUUAGGAAUGUUCCUCUUAUCUUUGGAGAUUUGGUAACUUCUACUGACCAACACUGGGGCCUGCUUCUUUUAUUAUUGCAAAUAAUUAACAUUAUAUUCUCGCCCAUGUUAUCUCAAGGUCUAUGUGUAUAUUUAAAACAUUUGAUUGUUGAUCACCAUACACUGUUUAAGAAGUUGUAUCCUCAGAAAAAACUUUUACCAAAGCACCAUUUUCUUAUCCACUAUCCCCGCUGCAUCCAGAAAAUAGGGCCUGUACUUCAUAGUUGGUGUAUGAGGUAUGAAGGCAAACAUAAUUUUUUCAAAAAACAGCUUAAAUCGUUUAAAAAUAUUACCAAAACGCUGGCAAAAAAGCAUCAGAAUCAUAUGGCAUAUAGUUGGCGAAGAUCAACAACUUUUAGUCGGUUAGAUAUUGGUCCAGGAAAAAUGGUGGCUUUAAAUAUGGUAAAAGGAGGUUCUGAAAUUGCUUUGGCAAUGCAAGUGCCCAGUAGCAUUCAGGUUAUGAAGGUUAAUUGGGCUAAACAUAAUGGGUAUGUUUAUCGCCCACACUUGGUUAUCUGUGGCGAAGUUGACUCUGAAGUGCCCUUGUUUUAUCAGAUUGAGUCAGUUCUGAUAAUGUGUGAAAAACUGUUACUACUCACAGUGCCUUUAGUUACAGUAACUUUUCAAGAACAUUUCCAUGCAUAUGAGGUGAUCAGAUCAAAGCAUGAUUUAGUUUUUUUUCAUGUCGACAACCUGCACUACCCUAGACCUUUUGACAUACAAAGGUCAUAUGGAGGAAAUGACACAGCUCUCCUUGUUGUGCCAUAUUGCUUUCUCUGGUGAACAUUUUUAUGAUGUUAUACUUCUGUCAUAGACAAGGCAAUGGGUGUACAAUGUAAAUUCACGGACAUUGAAAUUAUACUUUUUUUUUCAAUAAAUGUGGGUGCUCUCA
Molecule: messenger RNA, 3085 nt
Organism: Coregonus clupeaformis (lake whitefish)
Lineage: Eukaryota; Metazoa; Chordata; Actinopteri; Salmoniformes; Salmonidae
Exons: 3
Coding region: 538-2976 (812 amino acids)
Source: RefSeq, a predicted model, not a curated record